Molecule: messenger RNA, 2290 nt
Organism: Cydia amplana
Lineage: Eukaryota; Metazoa; Arthropoda; Insecta; Lepidoptera; Tortricidae
Product: integrin beta pat-3-like
Exons: 9
Coding region: 38-2275 (745 amino acids)
Biological process (GO): cell adhesion mediated by integrin; integrin-mediated signaling pathway; cell migration
Cellular component (GO): focal adhesion; integrin complex; cell surface
Molecular function (GO): integrin binding
Source: RefSeq, a predicted model, not a curated record
AUACUAUUCUUGGAUUAGUUGGGUUAAAUUCAUUAAAAUGGAAGGUCGCCUGUUGUUGGUGGUGGUGUUCCUGCAGGGAGUUGUGUGUCAACGUGUGUGUGAAUGGAAAACUUGUCGCGAGUGUAUAAGGGAUCCUAAUUUGUGUAUGUGGUGCGCCACCGAGAAUUUCAACGGAACGAGCAGAUGCAAGCCAGUGACUCAUAAGGAUGAUAAUUGGUGUUCACCAGAAGACGUACAAAAUCCACUAAGCAACAUAACAGUUGGCGAUUCAAAAGAUUUCAGCUCCGAAGUUGGACACAUGGUUCAGAUCAAACCUCAGAGUUACAAUUUAAAGCUUAGAGUGGGACAGGAACAGACCUUCUCUUUCUCUUACAAAGCAUCUGUAAAUUUCCCAGUGGACCUUUACUUUCUCUUCGAUGCUUCUAAUUCUAUGAAAAGAAUGAAGGAUGACUUAGUCGAUCAAACGUAUAAUAUAUUCGAAACUAUAAGCAAUAAAACUAAAGAUGUUUAUAUGGGGUUAGGCACAUUUAUUGAUAAGAAUCUGAUACCUUUUAAUAACAAAAUCUCAGCCAACCAAACAUAUUCUUUCAAACACGAGCUAAAAUUAACGAAUGACAUAAGUUUUUUCAAUAACAAACUUGGCCAUUUGAAAUUCGGAUCCAACGCCGAUGACCCAGAGAGCGGACUAGAAGGCAUAGCACAGGCUGUCGCAUGCAAGAAUAUAACUGGAUGGAGAAAGCAAUCUAGAAAGAUCCUCGUAUUGAUGACAGACCAAGCGUAUCACGCAGCAGGUGAUGGUAGAGCAGCAGGAAUUAUUAGACCUUAUGAUGGAGGAUGUUAUUUGGAUAAAAAUGGAUACUACACUAAAGAAAAAGAGAUGGAUUAUCCUUCAGUAGGCAUCAUCAAUUAUAUGGUGACGAAGGAAGAGAUAAAGAUAUUGUUUGUGUCGAGUUUCUCGGAUCAGACGGUGUAUAAUACGUUGGCGACAGCCAUAACGGAGUCGGAGGCGAUGAGCUAUCAACCUAAGGCUAUUACUAGUAUGCUGGACGAGACUUAUGAGAAAAUAUCCCAACAAAUAAAGUUAAAACUGAAUUUGACAGACGAAGACAGAAAGCAUUUCGAAAUAACUUUCGAUCCAAACUGCGACUACGACAAUUGCAAAGUGACACUAGGCCAAGAGAUGAACUUUACUGGAAAAAUUCUACUCAAGCAACACUUUAACAAAGAUCAUCUGUAUAUCAAGAUCAACCCAAUUGGUUUGAAUGAUAAGAUAGUUCUGAAUGUGACUGUGCUAUCGGAUUGCGGAUGUUCUAAAUAUGCAGAGAUAAACUCGACAAGAUGUCAUAACAUAGGUAAUUGGAGCUGUGGUGUUUGUGAAUGCCCUGAUGCCAAAUUCGGACCAGAUUGCGGCUGCGCUGGUAAUUCUUCGACGUGCUCCCCUCCCGGUUCAGAUCAGAUCUGCAGCGGACACGGCACUUGUAAUCCUUGCGGCAUUUGCAAAUGUGCGGAGGGGUACGAAGGCAAAUACUGCGAAUACCAGAACAACAACUGCCUCCGCGACAACGCUGGCAAACUCUGCUCGGACCAUGGCACAUGUCUUGAUGGCAAAUGUACGUGCAGGGGUGACUGGACCGGACCUGCUUGCGAUUGUACAACUUCAAAGGCAACUUGCACUAGUGAUGGAAUGGAAUGCAACAAUCGCGGCCACUGCGUCUGUGGUAUUUGCGCCUGCAACCCCCCAGCCAAAUGGGACGCUCGCACCUACGACAGCUAUUACUUCUGCAACCAGACCCAAUGCUACGACUGCCAUAGUAAACAGUGCCGACAUCUCAUCCCUUGCAUCAAUUGCUUAAACGAAGGCGGACCAUGCCAACAUGUCUGUGGAGACACAUUAUUUGUGCAAGACACUAAAUUCGUUGAUGUGAAUGGUGUAAAUACUACGUGGCAGAAUUGUUCUCAUGUUCAAGUUAAUUUUGGAUGCUAUUCAGACUUUAGAUAUGUAUACAAUGAUAAUAAUACUAUGACGCUUGUGGUGUUGGACACGAGUUGCGCUCAGAGUCAAAUGUAUAUCGGCGUGAUAUCUGUAAUAAUAUUGCUGGCUAUUGGCAUUGCAACGCUGCUGGCUUGGAAACUGCUGACCAACGCCAGAGACCGAAGAGAGUACGAAGCAUUCCUUAAGUCAUCACAGGAAGGUGAUAGUUUACGCAUCAACCCAACGUACACAGCACCGACCACUACUUACAUGAAUCCAGCUUUCGAGAACAGCACAGAAUAGCGGAAAUAAUAAUUC